Solanum lycopersicum (tomato) is the source of this 456-nucleotide messenger RNA. NCBI's taxonomy places the organism in Eukaryota, Viridiplantae, Streptophyta, Magnoliopsida, Solanales, Solanaceae. The record is from RefSeq and is a predicted model, not a curated record.
AUGAGUCAUCACCUCACCAGCCAGACGGAUAUUUCUUUCGUGCUUGUUAACCAUGUUUUCUCCAACGCCGUUAAAGGUGAUACCAACCUGGUGCUUUCUCCAAUCUCAAUGCAAAUAGUUCUUGGCCUUAUUGCUGCUGGCUCUAAUGGACCUACUCAGGAUCAGCUUCUCUGUUUCCUCAAGUCCAAUUCCAUUGAUGAACUCAACUCUCUUUAUUCACAUAUUUCCAGUUUCGUCUUUGUUGAUGGAAGCCCCAAUGGAGGUCCACGAUUGUCCGUUGCUAAUGGCAUUUGGAUCGACCAAAGACUGCCUUUAAAGCCUUCUUUCAAGCAGGUCAUGGAUAAUGCUUACAAGGCGGCUUCAGAGUAUGUUGACUUUCAAAAUAAGAGGAGGUCAUCAGAUCUAUCUGUGAAAACAGUUUCUUGCAGAAAUGUAAGAUACAACUGUGUGAAAUAG